GGCAAGCAGCUCCUCGGCGCCUGGGGUGCCAAGCUAAGGGCUACCAUCCAGGACUUGGAUUUCCAGGACGGCAACGCGAGCAAGACUUCUCUCCAGGGGAUGGCCGUCUUGGCAGCCAGUACGGGGACCUUCGAGGACGGGGCCUUCGAGGCGCUCGACACUGAGGUCUCUCGUCGCCAAAAGCUGGACGCAGUGGAUCAAAUGGCCAGGUGGGAGGCCUGGGCCAAGAAGGCUGUAGCUGGAGGGGGCAAGGCCGCCCACGCAUUUUCGAAGAAGCAGGUGUCGUGUCAUUCUGGGCGUGCGGCGACGGCGAAGAUCUUCCAGCGGCUGGACAG
Messenger RNA from Prorocentrum cordatum, 335 nucleotides. NCBI's taxonomy places the organism in Eukaryota, Dinophyceae, Prorocentrales, Prorocentraceae. The record is from the annotation of a GenBank genome assembly.